CCACAAAGACACGCUUGUCGUCAAGACAUGACGCGAGAAACACAACAUUGAGAGUUAUGUCUUGAUUUGUAAUGAAUCUAAGUAGUGACCCGGACCGCUCUGGUCAGCCAGAGUGUUCGUCUCGCCAUGUUGGCGGACAUAAAGCCACGUCAGGCGUCCAUUUCACCGUCUCCGUGGUUCUUCCAGCCGGGGGAACCGGGGAGAGAACCGGGCUCGUGACACCGAAACAGUUUUACAUGUUUCUUAACAGACCACUCAUAAGCUACACCAUUCAAGCCUUUGAAAGGCUGUCAUGGAUCCAACACAUUGUGGUGGUGGUUGCAGAAGAAAGCAUCGCGCUGAUGAGAGACAUCGUCAAGCGCUUUCAGCACACAAAGGUCCGUGUCGUGUCUGGCGGUGCCACCCGGCACAGGUCCAUAUUCAACGGCGUGCAGGCCCUCGACCCAGGCGAGAGCGCUGCAACGCCAGACGUGGUCAUCAUCCAUGAUGCCGUGCGGCCCUUUGUGGAGGAGGACUUCCUGUUGGAGAUUGCCAUGGCUGCAAAGGAGAACGGGGCAUCGGGGGCCAUCCGUCCCCUGGUUUCCACGGUGAUUGCCACCACCUCUGAGGGCUACCUGGACCACUCUCUGGAGAGGGGGAAGUACCGGGCUAGUGAGAUGCCACAGGGGUUCCUCUACUGUGUCAUCCAUCAGGCCUAUCAAAAGUGCAGCGAGUUCGACUUUGACUUUGGAACCGAGUGUCUCCACCUGGCCUUACAGCACACCGGCACCAGAGCCAAGCUCAUCGAGGGCCCGCCAACGCUGUGGAAGGUGACCUACAAGAGAGACCUGGCUGCGGCCGAGUCCAUCAUCAAAGAGACUUUAUGCAGGUCGGCCUGCGUAACCUCCGAUGGCUCCAAGAGGGCCAGGGAGCUGGGGCGGUGUCUACAGAAGCUCAUGGCUUCUUUAGACAUGGAGCUGGACGUGCUCCCAGAACCGAUUGGGGAUGCCAGCCGUCUGUCAAAAGAAUGGAACUUCAUCAAACUUUUUGUGAAUGGUUCCGGUCUUUCUGAAGUAGAGGAAACGGUCAAAGCAUUGGAGGCUGCCAACCGAGCACUGCUCCACCCUGUUGUUGUUGUUUGGGUGCGUUUGGAAACUUCAGAUGGCAUGUCCGUCAGUGAGACUGGGGCGGGGCAUCUGCCAUUGAUGGAACUUGCAUCAGCUGCCAAGCUCCAGAAUAUUCUACUCUACGGCAUCCAUUUUCUUCUCUCUGAGGAGGACGCCGGGUUCUCUGAGGGGUCAGUGAAGCGGUUGGCUGAGCUCACCUACACCUUGAUCCAUGACCGAAACGCCCUCCUGGCCGGGCAGAUGCUGUGUGCCUGAACACAGGGAGCCGUACAGUAACCAUGGUGAUGUUGGACCCUGGAAUGACGUACUGUGGAUAUUUGACAUCUCCUGAAAUGAGCUUCAUGGCUUAAAUCAUGUCCAGCAUGUUGAGCUGUUUUCAUGUUAAACCUUAAGAUACCACUCAUAGUGUGUAUAUAUAUAUAUGUGUAUUCAUGCUCCAAGGGCCCCUUUGGGAAACAUAAAGGUUCAACAAAAAUCCCAAAUUUGGUUUGAUUCUUGAUGCAUUAUCUAGGAGACGAUUGUUGUGGUUAACUUCAUGGGCAUGUAGAUGACUUGACAGGCGUUUUAAUUCAAGUUCUUCCAUUUCAAAACAUCUCCCUCUAAUUCUGAAUAGAUCAGGAAUGUGGCUUGCAAGUGAUUUCUGUACUAAAGAGUACAAACAGAAUUGAGAGGAAGUAUGUGAAACUGUAAAUGUAAAUGUUCACACAUGUAAACAUAUUUACUUCUCAACACUGUAUAAGGUUUAAUUUCCCAAACUGAUACACUAACAUUGUGAAUAAACAUUACAUGAAAUAAAAUGCUUUUUGGUAAAAUCCUGUGUUUGUUG
Gadus chalcogrammus (walleye pollock) is the source of this 1932-nucleotide messenger RNA. It is a transcript of the gene crppa, whose product is annotated as CDP-L-ribitol pyrophosphorylase A. Gene Ontology annotation, molecular function: D-ribitol-5-phosphate cytidylyltransferase activity. The transcript has 10 exons. The record is from RefSeq and is a predicted model, not a curated record. Gene Ontology annotation, biological process: isoprenoid biosynthetic process; protein O-linked glycosylation via mannose. Lineage: Eukaryota; Metazoa; Chordata; Actinopteri; Gadiformes; Gadidae. The coding region runs from base 72 to 1361 and encodes 429 amino acids. Gene Ontology annotation, cellular component: cytosol.